AUGGACGAGAAGUUGGCCAAUUGCGAGCGCGAUCGUGACCGCCUCCUCGAUGCAAACAAAAGAUUGGUGGAAGGAGUAGGUCAGCACCAUCUACCAGGAGCUGUGGCUGCAUUAUGUGAGAAAUUGGAGGCGAAGAACAGAGAAAUUACCCUCUUGUUGGUAUGGAAGGAGCCUGAUGUUGAUGGUAUCAUUCAGUUUAUGUGUGAAGAAAAAAAUUUCGCCGUGAGCAGUUGUGAGAGCCAAGGUGGUGGUGGAAAAGGGCUAGGAGGAAUGUUUGGACUGGAAUCGGAACAAGUCGCAUUCAAAGACGUUGCUGGUUGCGAAGAAGCGAAGAUCGAAAUUAUGGAGUUUGUAAAUUUUCUCAAAAAUCCGCAGCAGUACAAAGAUCUUGGUGCCAAAAUUCCAAAAGGUGCUAUCCUAACUGGGCCGCCUGGUACAGGUAAAACUUUGCUUGCCAAGGCGACCGCAGGAGAGGCUAACGUGCCUUUUAUUACCGUAUCUGGUUCUGAAUUCCUUGAGAUGUUUGUCGGUGUUGGUCCAGCCAGAGUUCGUGACAUGUUCGCCAUGGCUAGGAAAAAUAGUCCGUGUAUUCUUUUCAUUGAUGAAAUUGAUGCCGUUGGACGAAAGAGAGGCGGAAAAGGAGGAAUGGGAGGACAUUCUGAGCAAGAAAAUACCUUGAAUCAACUUCUUGUCGAGAUGGACGGUUUCUCUACGGAUGAGUCUUCUGUGAUUGUCAUAGCUGCUACGAAUCGAGUUGAUAUUCUUGACUCAGCUUUGUUACGUCCCGGUCGUUUUGAUAGGCAAAUCUACGUUCCUGUACCGGACAUAAAGGGGCGAGCUUCCAUAUUCCGAGUUCAUCUUGGACCUCUGAAAACAUCACUGGAUAAAGUGCAGCUCUCACGGAGACUGGCUGCUCACACUCCGGGUUUUUCUGGUGCUGACAUUUCUAAUGUUUGUAACGAAGCUGCGUUGAUUGCUGCCAGAGAUGCUUCAGAAGAGAUAAGCCAAAAGAAUUUCGAACAAGCCAUCGAGAGGGUUGUUGCUGGUAUGGAAAAGAAGAGUCAGGUUUUGCAACCAGAAGAGAAACGAACAGUUGCAUAUCACGAGGCUGGCCAUGCUGUUGCGGGAUGGUUUUUGGAGCAUGCCGAUCCUUUACUCAAAGUUUCCAUCAUACCUCGAGGGAAGGGAUUGGGAUACGCGCAAUAUCUUCCUAAAGAGCAAUAUUUGUAUUCAAAGGAACAACUUCUUGACAGGAUGUGUAUGACUAUGGGAGGUCGUGUGUCUGAAGAAAUCUUCUUUGGACGUAUUACUACGGGAGCACAAGACGAUUUACAAAAGGUGACCCAGAUGGCUUACGCUCAGGUUAGGCGAUUUAUUCAAUAUUGCUUUUAUAUCCUUCUCUUUCAUUUC
Ostertagia ostertagi is the source of this 1410-nucleotide messenger RNA. The record is from the annotation of a GenBank genome assembly. Lineage: Eukaryota; Metazoa; Nematoda; Chromadorea; Rhabditida; Trichostrongylidae.